Molecule: messenger RNA, 1464 nt
Organism: Abrus precatorius (Indian licorice)
Lineage: Eukaryota; Viridiplantae; Streptophyta; Magnoliopsida; Fabales; Fabaceae
Product: probable polyol transporter 3
Exons: 2
Coding region: 1-1464 (487 amino acids)
Biological process (GO): transmembrane transport
Cellular component (GO): membrane
Molecular function (GO): carbohydrate transmembrane transporter activity
Source: RefSeq, a predicted model, not a curated record
AUGGAGCAGGGUGGCAAAGAAGACCAGAAGACUAUGUUCAACAAAUAUGCCUUUGCUUGUGCUAUAGUUGCUUCAAUGGUGUCCAUCAUAUCUGGUUAUGACACCGGUGUUAUGAGUGGAGCCAUGAUAUUCAUUAAGGAUGAUAUUGGAAUCAGUGAUACCCAACAAGAGGUUCUAGCAGGAAUCUUAAACCUAUGCGCAUUGGUGGGAUCCUUAGCUGCUGGAAGAACCUCUGAUUACAUUGGUCGCCGCUACACAAUAUUCUUAGCCUCUGUCCUCUUCAUGGUAGGUGCAAUUCUCAUGGGGUAUGGCCCAAACUAUGCAAUUUUAAUGGUUGGUAGGUGUGUUGGUGGUGUUGGUGUGGGCUUUGCUCUUAUGAUAGCACCUGUUUACUCAGCAGAGAUUUCCUCUGCAUCAUCAAGGGGUCUUCUAACCUCUUUACCUGAGCUCUGCAUUGGCAUUGGGAUCUUACUUGGCUAUGUAUCAAACUACUUCUUGGGGAAAUUGGCAUUGAAACUUGGGUGGAGAUUGAUGCUUGGUAUUGCAGCAUUUCCUUCACUUGCUUUGGCUUUGGGUAUUCUAACAAUGCCAGAGUCACCAAGGUGGUUAGUGAUGCAAGGUCAACUAGGAAAUGCCAAGAAGGUCCUAUUGCAAGUUUCUAAUAGCACCCAAGAGGCUGAACUUCGUUUCAGGGAAAUAAAAGUUGCUGUUGGUUUUGAUGAGAAUUGUGAUGAUGAGAUUGCAAACGUGAAGCACCCUCAAGGGUCACGCAAUGGUGAAGGGGUUUGGAAAGAGUUGCUUGUGAGGCCUACACCUCAAGUUCGUUGGAUGCUGAUUGCUGCAGUUGGGAUUCACUUCUUUGAGCAUGCAACUGGCAUUGAAGCUGUGAUGUUAUAUAGCCCAAGAAUCUUCAAGAAAGCUGGUGUGACAAGUAAGGAUAAGCUCUUACUUGCAACCGUUGGAGUUGGUCUUACAAAGAUCACUUUCUUGAUCAUAGCCUCGUUCUUGCUUGAUAAAGUUGGUAGAAGGCGCCUCUUGCAAAUAAGCACAGGGGGAAUGAUUUGUGGCCUGUCACUUUUGGGUUUCAGCUUGACCAUGGUUGAUCAUUCCAAUGAGAAGCUUUUGUGGGCCUUGAGUCUUAGCAUUGUGGCCACAUAUGCUUAUGUUGCUUUCUUUAAUAUUGGGCUUGGGCCUGUUACUUGGGUCUAUAGCUCAGAGAUAUUCCCUAUGAAGUUGAGGGCACAAGGGGCAAGCAUAGGAGUUGCGGUGAAUAGGACAAUGAAUGCUGCUGUUUCCAUGAGCUUUAUUUCAAUCUAUAAAGCAAUAACUAUAGGUGGGAGCUUUUUCAUGUUUGCUGGUAUAUCGGUGCUGGCUUGGGUGUUCUUCUACAUUUUCCUUCCUGAAACCAAAGGCGUGGCCUUGGAAGAGAUGGAGCUGCUUUUCAGCAAAAAAAUCCAGUGGUAG